UGGUGGCUGUUCUAGUUUCUCAAGGGCCCCCUUAGUGUGAUCUCCUCGGAUCUGAUUGGAUUCUUUUUAUUUUGGAGAUUCUUUUUCGUUGUUGUGCAAGUUCAGACAGGAGAACCAGAAAGCUUCAGUCUCAGGUUUUCAAAAAUGUUGAACCACGACAGAGAUGAAGAACUCUCUAUGUUUCUUGAGAUGCGUCGACGCGAGAAAGAACACAGAGGAGAGUCUCUCUUAACAGGAUCUGAUAAUGUUAGUAUCAACGGAGCGUUGACGACUGCUGUGUCCGCGGCGCUCUCUGGUAUCUCCGAAACGGUGUCGUCUCAACGUUAUCCUCUCCGGAGAACCGCCGCUGAGAACUUCUUGUACUCUGAGAAUGAGAAAUCUGAUUACGAUUGGCUGCUUACACCUCCUGGCACGCCGCAGUUUGAGAAAGAGUCACAUAGGAGUGUAAUGAAUCAGCUUGAGGCUCCCAACUCUCGCCCCACGGUUCUUAAAUCUCGGCUGGGGAACUGUGGUGAAGAGAUGAUCUCAAGGAACAAUGAUAAGACACAAAUGUCCUCGGCCUCCGGACCAAGCUCUGUAAGUGGACUCAGAAGACCAUCUUCAUCAUGUAGCUCAAGGUCAACGAGCAGACCUUCCACACCAACAACAAGGUCAACGAGCAGACCUUCCACACCGACCAGAAGGUCCACAACUACAACCACCUUAACAACAAGACCUGUGACAACCACCAGAGCUUCAACCUCUAGAUCCUCAACACCCACCUCACGCGCCACCUUAACUGCCGCCCGUGCUACUUCCUCUACAACGGCUCCACGCACCACAACAUCAACCGGUUCAGCUAGAUCAGCUACUCCAACUCGGUCUAAAACUCAGCCGUCUUCUGCACCUUCUAAAAAACCUCUAUCAAGGCCGGCCACACCAACCCGCAGACCUUCAACCCCCACCGGUCCAUCAAUAGUUUCCAGUAAAGCUCCCUCUCGAGGGACUUCUCCAGCUCCAACUGUGAAGUCGUCUAGGCCACAGAAACCACCGGAGAUGCCUGGUUUCUCUUUAGAAGCCCCACCGAAUCUAAGAACCACUUUAUCAGACAGGCCAGUCUCAGCAAGAGGCAGGCCUGGAGUAGCCUCAGCACCAGGCUCAAGAUCGUCUUCCAUAGAACGCGGCAGUGGUGGCAUGGGACAUUCAAGAAGGCAAUCUUGUUCUCCUUCCAGAGGUCAGGCGCCUAUUGGGAACACCAACGGGAGCCUCCCUGGUGCACGUGUGCGAGGAAAGGCUAACAACGAUAGCUUUAGCCCUGUGGCUAUGGGAAAUAAAAUGGUGGAGAGAGUGGUGAACAUGAGGAAACUAGGUCCACCAAGGCUAACAGAGAACUGUGGUGGUCGAGGAACCUUGAAAUCUAACUCGGCUUUCAACACCCUUGGGUAUGGGAGAAACCUCUCCAAGAGUUCCAUCGAUAUGGCCUUAAGACAUAUGGAUAUAAGACGAGGCAUGACAGGAAACCUCCGGCCGCUGGUGACGAAAGUUCCGGCGUCAGCAAUGUACAGCGUGAGAAGCCGGUCGACUAGUGUCACGAACUCUCCGGUGGCUACGAGCAGCACCAUCAGCUCAUCGGAACUGAUGAGUGUGGACAACAUCAACAUUUUGUGCUUAGAUGGGAACGAUGAUCUUCUCAGCGAGAGAAGCUUUUCUUGACCUUUAAUAAUUACUAUGUAUCGUAUGUUUUUUGUUUUGUUACCAUACUUAAAUAACGUGUUUUCUAGAGAUACUGAAACGUGUCGAAACAACUCUUGAUAAUGUUUAAAGUCUUUAUGGAAUUUUGAUGAGUGUA
Messenger RNA from Brassica rapa (field mustard), 1828 nucleotides. RefSeq names its product mucin-5AC. Gene Ontology annotation, biological process: cortical microtubule organization. Lineage: Eukaryota; Viridiplantae; Streptophyta; Magnoliopsida; Brassicales; Brassicaceae. Gene Ontology annotation, cellular component: cortical microtubule. The record is from RefSeq and is a predicted model, not a curated record.